ACUGAAUAUCAGAGAUUAUUUCAGUCGAUAUUUGUUGAUAAAAGACAACACAGAUUAACGACAUGAGCUGUGGAGUUCUUGUAUUGGUGACAAUUUUAACAAUCACAUUUUUUAUCCAGUUAAGUUUGAGCACAUGUGAUAGUCCUGUAUGUCACGAGUACAUAAAUCCGAGAAAUGUAUAUAUAUUUAACACGGUGAUAUGUGCAAGUGGGAUUGUAUCACUUGUUUCCUAUUUCAUUUUAUGGAAGGUAAACGAAAAUAAUGAAGAGGCCGUUAACAUACGACAACACAAAGGUAAAACAGACAGUCUGGUUAAAGUAUUCAUGUGGAUAUUUACUUUUUUCACAACUUUAUUUUCAGUGAUAUCUGUUUUGAAUGGAAGAGCCAAAAAAGAAAAAUUCAAUGACUUAAAAUCAAAUGGAAACAUAACGAUUAAUUGCACAUACAAUUCAAGAUAUGAUGAGUCCGUUUUCGACUAUAGAAUCGUACAAAUCAUUUUCUGUUUACUUCAAAGUAUGUUUUUGCAACUCACGUUUAAUAUCCGUUUUUACCGCUGCUUGUUGAUAAAAAUUGUAACAUUUCUUAUAUUCUGGGCUAAUGCUAGUCAUUUUGUGUUGAUACUAGUGAAUGCAUACGUGUCAUCGGAAAACGAUUUGAAAAACAGCUUUGAUAAAUGCAUAAGACCUUAUCCUGGCAAAAUACAUUGGGAAAUUAAGGACGCUUACAAAUUAUUCGCUCGAUUUUGUAAGCCUAUGGAGGGGGAGUACUCUGUACUUUGUAUGAUGCAAAUAUUUGAAGUUUCGUCAAGGAAAGUGCGUUAUUACACUUCAUCCGAUAGAGAAAAAAGUGAUGAGCGAAUAACACAUGAAAAACCGGAAAAAGCAAAUGACGAAAGGAAUCCCCUUUUGUCAAGCCAUAGCACAGACAAUAGUGAAGACUACAGGGAAAAAUCACCACAAAGCAUGCUUACACGUGAAAAGCCUGAAAAUACCCAUAAGGAUGGACUUGUCAAAAUAUGUAUUCAAGAUGACAACCUGCCUAAAUCUACUGAUGACAAACACGAGAGCAAAUGCGAAUCUCUUGAUCGGAAAAAAACAAUGGAAAAAAUGGCGUUCUAUCGCUUUACACAUAUAACUGGUGUAGCUGUUAUUUUCUUGUUUAUUCCGGAUUGUGCCCUUUCAAUAUAUUCACUUGCUCAUGAUGGUAUUAAUAAAACGUGUUUUAAUUUAACGACAUGCAGAAGUCUUAAACAUGAGGAAACAAUCUUUUUUGUGUAUCAUAUAAUUCUGCAUAUUGUGAUGUUCUUUAUUUUUAUGUUCUGUUUUUACAUGCUUUAUGGACCAAAGACUUAUUUUGAAAGACUGGAAGUAUGGAAAAUUCCGUCUUUGAACUCGAGUCAUUUUGUCAUUUCACUGAGUUUUCUUGCAUCUUUGACAUUUUAUUGUGUAAUUCUUACAGCAUACUCUUUAUUUACACAGAUGACGACCAUCACACUUCUGAUAGUUAAAAAUGUAUUGGUCGUACUUCAGAUAUCAAUACAAAUAUUUUUGAUUUUAAAAGUAAACGAAUUUAAAAAAUCUAAAUUUUCGUCAUCCUUUCCUAAAGUGACAAUGACACAUAUAUUCUGGGUCAUUUCUGUUAUGAAUCUGGGGUUUUGGUUUACAAGUAAUUUUAUGGGAAUGUCAAACUUUACCAAACUGGUCCUGAAAGAAAUUUUAGGACAUAAAACUGAACAUGCUUUGUCUCAUAUCAUUAUAUCAUUUGUAUGUUUCUUUUAUUUUAAAUCGUGUGCUAAAUUUUAUGAACUAUUUCGUAAUCAAUAUGAUUUCUAACUUAACAAAGACCAAUUGAUAUAUUCCCUUUGAAAAUAUAAUAUUGCUUGAAACGUUUGAAUUUUGUUUGUUGUACUAAUGUGUUGUUGGAUAUAUACACGUUGAUCCAUAAGUUGAUAUUUUGUAAGCAGAUGUGUUCUUACCACAUUCUCAAUCUAUGUCAUGUUACACAAGUUAUCGUUUAAUCUAAAAAUCAGAACAACAAAAAAAGAAAGCUGAACUUCACUUUAAUUCAAUAAUGCUAGAUUUUAAAUCUUUACAAUUUCUUUUGAUUUUGAUUUAAUCGUAGGAUAACAACUGUAGAUUGAUUUGGUAGAUUAUUACUUUUUUUUUCAUUUGUUUAAAAUUAGAUUGAACUGUUUCCACAAAAAAUAUGUAUACAGAGCGAAGAUGUGAACCCAAUAUGCAAAUUACUUUUGAUAAAAUUAUAUACCAGACGCUUUUAACAUGUACCAUAUAUUUUAUAAUCAAAUAUACUAUAACUAAAUUUUCUUAAUUUUGCCAAAUAAAA
Messenger RNA from Mytilus californianus (California mussel), 2343 nucleotides. RefSeq lists its product as uncharacterized. The transcript has 2 exons. Bases 63 to 1832 code for a protein of 589 amino acids. Lineage: Eukaryota; Metazoa; Mollusca; Bivalvia; Mytilida; Mytilidae. The record is from RefSeq and is a predicted model, not a curated record.